Schistocerca nitens (vagrant locust) is the source of this 1921-nucleotide messenger RNA. It is a transcript of the gene shps, whose product is annotated as probable flavin-containing monoamine oxidase A. The record is from RefSeq and is a predicted model, not a curated record. Lineage: Eukaryota; Metazoa; Arthropoda; Insecta; Orthoptera; Acrididae. The transcript has 10 exons. Bases 341 to 1921 code for a protein of 526 amino acids. Gene Ontology annotation, molecular function: oxidoreductase activity.
AACAAAUACAUCUGUGAUCAUUUGCUGAUUUCGAUAUGGUGUAUCAAGACUGAUUUUACACGCGUGUGUUAAUCAGCGCUUUCUAAGGUCUCACCUUGGACGUGUAGUGUUUCGUUAAUAAAUACGUCAUAAAGUGUAAAUGCGCAGGGCUGAAAUUCUUUCUGUACGCCCACUAACACCUGCACUGCAGCACGACUAUCUGUGAAUACAAUAAAUACGUGAGCCCAAGGAGGUAUUAUGCACCAUGGAGCACCUGAAUGUAGCUGGCGGCUACUUUAUAUCAGCAAAUGUUAAUAAUCGCUGAUGUAUUGGUGAAACAGACGGCAGUUUGUUACAGAAAAUGAGUAACUCCCUUUUGUCGCAAGAAAGUUGGUCUGGACGUCUCUACACUGCUGCUGAUAUUGCGAUUAUUGGUGCUGGGCUGUCGGGUUUGACAGCAGCAUAUAGGAUUUUAAAGAAGGACCCAAGUCUGCGUGUAAUUGUGCUAGAAGCGAAGGAUGAUGUCGGGGGACGGACGCAGACAGUGCUACUAAAAGUUGCUGGUGGAGGCAAAGAACCAUUUGAUGUUGGUGGCCAAUGGGUUGACUCUGGACAGGAUGAUAUAAUGCUGUUACUGGAUGAGUUAGAAAUAACUAGCUUCCCACAAUACAGAGAUGGAAAAAAAGUUUUUGAAUUUGGAGCACAUUUGAAAACAGAAGACAAUUGUUUUAUACCUGCCUGUUCGUGGUACUGUCGUUUUCAACUGAACAGCUUUGUACGUAAGGUAGAGAAUAUAAUGAAAAGAAUCAACUGGAAUGAGCCAUUAGAAGAUCCUUAUGUUAAAGAAUUAGACAGCAUGACGCUGGAAACUUUUCUCAACUGCCAUCUUCAAACACAAUUAGCUGUUGGUAUCAUGAAAUCAUUCAUUCAGACUUGCAUAGGGGCUGAAUCUUCUCAGAUUUCGGCAUUAUAUUUUAUAUCAUUUGUAAAUGGAAAACAAGGAUUUAUAAACAAGCUGAAACUGAUAUUCCCAGGGGAUGACACCCAAAGAAUUAUGAAUGGUGCACAUUAUAUAUCAAUGAGGCUUGCUGAGGAAAUUGGAGAUUCUUUGGAACUGGGUGAUAACGUUAUAGAAGUAGUUCAGCUUGAUGAAACAGUUGACAUUAUGACAGCAAGUCAAAAAUUAUAUCGGUGUCAAUAUGCUAUAAUGGCAAUACCACCAAGUGAGGUACAGAAAAUAUAUUUCAUGCCACCUUUGCCAGCUCAACACAAAAAGCUCUUAGAUCACUUUCCUGCUGGCCAUAUGAUAAAAUUUGUGGCAACCUACAAUGAGGCUUUUUGGCGUGAGAAAGAAUUGUCGGGUGAAGCAGUAAGUGAUGGUGGAUUAGAUCCAGCAGAGUUUCCGAUAAGCAUGACGUAUGACCUGACCACUCCUGGGGGUCAUCCAGCAAUUGGGGGCCACAUAACUGGCAGCCAAAUGGACUCCUUUAUACUUAGGAGUGCUGACAAACGAAAGCAGUUGGUAUUACAUCAUCUUUUGAAACUGUUUGGAGAGGAAGCUUUAAGACCUAUCGAUUAUGUAGAAAAAAACUGGUGUGAAGAAUUAUACAUUGGUGGAUGCCCAAUUCAAUACCUUACUCCUGGUGUUAUGUCAUGCAAACAUUUCAUGAGGCAACCCUUUAUAAGGGUGUACUGGGCUGGAACAGAGGCUGCUGUAUCAUGGUUCGGAUACAUGAAUGGUGCCGUGCAGGCUGGGAAUGUGGCAGCAUUGGAGACUUUAUAUCAACUAAGACCACAGUGUCUCACGGCUCUUGACCUGAUACAAGUUCACAGAUGCUUUCCAGUAACAAGACCACCAUCUGGAAUCCCCUGGUGGCUACUAUGGGUAUCACUGGGCCUUAUUGGAGUUGCCUACAUUGCUUAUCGCAUGUACAAACGAUAA